Panthera uncia (snow leopard) is the source of this 581-nucleotide messenger RNA. RefSeq names its product histone H2A type 1-H-like. Gene Ontology annotation, molecular function: DNA binding; structural constituent of chromatin; protein heterodimerization activity. Lineage: Eukaryota; Metazoa; Chordata; Mammalia; Carnivora; Felidae. The transcript has 2 exons. Bases 1 to 492 code for a protein of 163 amino acids. Gene Ontology annotation, cellular component: nucleosome. The record is from RefSeq and is a predicted model, not a curated record.
AUGAGAACCGUUCGCGCUUUGGCCGUGUCUGGGCGCGGGAGGCAGGGCGGCAAGGCUCGCGCCAAGGCCAAGACGCGCUCGUCGCGGGCCGGGCUGCAGUUCCCGGUGGGGCGCGUGCACCGCCUGCUCCGCAAGGGCAACUACGCCGAGCGGGGCGGGGCCGGCGCGCCGGUGUACCUGGCGGCCGUGCUGGAGUACCUGACGGCCGAGAUCCUGGAGCUGGCGGGCAACGCGGCCCGCGACAACAAGAAGACGCGCAUCAUCCCGCGCCACCUGCAGCUGGCCAUCCGCAACGACGAGGAGCUCAACAAGCUGCUGGGCCGCGUCACCAUCGCGCAGGGCGGCGUCCUGCCCAACAUCCAGGCCGUGCUGCUGCCCAAGAAGACCGAGAGCCACCGCCACAAAGUCCAGAGCAAGCAAUGUCUCACAAGCGGUAAAUCCAGCAAGGGACCUGCGCUUCCGGAGAACGGAGAAAAACAAAGCCACAACUGAAUCAAAGGCUCUUUUCAGAGCUGUUCAGUUUCUGAGAAACUGCUUGGGCUUGGAGACCGCUGAUCCAGCAACGAAUAAGGAUUUAAUUG